CGUGGUAUCUGCAUGCUGUCAUUCAUGGGUGGAACCACAGAUCCGUGGCUCAAAUCCGUGUAAGAGGCGCGUUUUAUUGUUCGCGGAUUCAGAAAAAAACACUCCGUAUUAACUCUUAAACAUGUCGUACAUCCCGGGACAGCCUGUCACUGCUGUUGUGCAACGGAUUGAGAUUCACAAACUACGUGAUGGGAAUAAUUUAAUACUGGGUUUUAGCAUUGGAGGGGGAAUUGAUCAAGAUCCAAGUCAGAAUCCAUUCUCAGAGGACAAGACAGACAAGGGCAUUUAUGUCACGAGGGUUACAAAAGGAGGACCAGCAGAAGUUGCAGGUCUCAUGAUGGGGGAUAAAAUAAUGCAGGUGAAUGGCUGGGAUAUGACCAUGGUGACCCAUGACCAUGCACGGAAAAGACUAACAAAAAAGAAUGAAGACGUCGUCCGGCUACUGGUAACCAGAAAAUCUCUGGAGGAGGCAGUCAGACAGUCCAUGAUGCAACACUAAGAGGACUCUGAAACACACGUUUAUGAAUAUCGUGUAUCAAUCAUUCUUACACAGUAUGUAACUUUUCCUAUAUACAUUGCAAUCAAUCCAAAGAACAAGAUGAUGUCAUUCCCAUUUAGCAUCUUAUAGACAAACUGGGUGGUUUUACUGGUUUUUCAGGCAGAUUGAGUCUAGAGACUGUUUCAUCUUCAAAUCUACACUGACAGUAUGAUUUAGUGAUGUUUGUAAUACACUGGUAUCACUUUUUGUACACCUUGUUCUUGGAUUCCGUAGGGUUGAUCUUGCAGUGCAUUAUUCCCAGUGUUGCAAUGAAAAUGUGGACAUAGGUCUUUUUACUGAUCAUUCUGUCUCUGUCUUUUUUCAUAGAUGACAAGGGCUACAAGUAGGUUUAUAUCAGUUAUUGCCUUCGGUUGUAUUCGGUGAUAUUCUAGAAUGAUUCCAGGUAAAACCAAGGAACAUGUUUAUCAGCUACACUUUAAAGACCACUAAUAUUUCAUUUCAUUUGUUGUAGGAUGCUUUAUACAUCUAUACCUGUUUGUCUAUAUGUUCAAGACUCGUUUUGUCUCUGGUAUAUAAAUUUGAAUUAUGUUCUUUCAAUUAUUCUGUAGUACACUACAUAAUAACUUUGUAAUUUCUUGUAAUUGUUUGUAUUUGAAAGAAGACCAUGAAAGCCUUAUCAAUGCUACACAAUAAAAUAACUGUGUAUUUAGUGACCUUUACUGAUCUGCCACUCCCAGGAAUUACUACACUGUCUUGUUAAUUGUCUUUAUGAUAGACUGUAUAAUUGUUUUCCACUUUGAAUAAAUAAGUGAAUCCUA
Messenger RNA from Pangasianodon hypophthalmus (striped catfish), 1317 nucleotides. RefSeq names its product Tax1 (human T-cell leukemia virus type I) binding protein 3 (gene tax1bp3). The record is from RefSeq and is a predicted model, not a curated record. Lineage: Eukaryota; Metazoa; Chordata; Actinopteri; Siluriformes; Pangasiidae. Gene Ontology annotation, molecular function: protein binding. The transcript has 4 exons. Bases 122 to 499 code for a protein of 125 amino acids.